CCCCGUCCCUCUUUUCCCCUUCCGUUGGUUUCUCCCUUCUUUUCAUGAAAGUGACAACGCAAUAAGCUCCGGUUCUGAGAAGAGAAGAGAAGUGGAGAGGAAGAGAAGCAUUCUGAGGGUGUCGACCGAAGAAGGGGCGGGACAGAACUAAGGGCAGCGGCGGAGCGGAUUCCGGUGACCGGACGACUCUAACAAUGUCGAAGAAGAAGGUUUGCUCGACGAUGUCCUUGAAGGACUUCCACGGCGGCGCAAUUCCUUCUGAUCUUCCUUUGCCCUCUGCUCCCGGAGUUGUUGCGAUACCUGGUUCUGACCGUAGCGCAUCUGCAAACUGGGGAAACAAUCUGAUGCGGACAGAUCUCCGACCGCGGCCCAAGUCUUCAGGUGCAUCUCGUGGCUUUGAUGAGAAAGGAUCACUUCUUUCUCACCCAUCUCCACCUAUUGGCCGAAACUUUGAUGAGGAUGAGCGCAAACCACUAGACGGUUUAUCUGCUCCACGUCGAACCAUUAGUGAUGAAAGCAUUCAGAGGUCUGCUGCUGUGGUGCAUCAGGAAGUGAAGCUGGAUUACCCUUCUUCAGUCAGUGUACACGAUAGACCGCUGUCAAGUCCAGGCAUCCAGUCUCCCAGUCUAGGAACUGGAUUAAGGUCUGUGGCUGGUUUUGCUGGUAUUGAUCAGGCUGUUAAUAGUUCCAAAGCUUCAGGUGCUUACAAUGGUCAAGGAGUGAAUAACAACCCCCCUAAUGCAUGGGGAGUGAAGAAGGAAGUUAGUGAGUACGUCGCUCCAUCACCAUUGGGGACAAGUCCUAUAUCCAAGCUAGCUCAGGCAAGUGCUAUUGACAAAGUGUCCUCAGGGAUGUGGCAGUCAAAGAACCCUACCAACCUCUUACCUCACUUGCUUUAUGCUAAGGACAACGUCAUCACACAGGGUGGGGGUGGGAGGGGUGCCUAUGAUCCUACCCGUGGUAUUCAAACUGAAAAUGAUCUACUUACUGAAGAUAGAAACCGGGGGUUUGGAAGGGAAUAUCCUAGUUAUGGAAGAGAUCAGACUCCUAGGCCAAGAGAAGAUGGAUAUCAGCUGCCGCAGACUGUUCUUCCAGUAAGCUCGGAUCAAGUUAAACCAAAGCCUUAUCAAAGGUCUACAUCGUUGGAAACUUCCGAAGUAGAGUAUAGACAGGGGUUCCAGCAUGCUACUCAGCCUGGUCAGGCUGAAAUUAUUCACGGCUUGCAUGGAGAAGCAAGUUCACCAAAACAAGGGCCAAUAGGUGGCAAGACAAAUACCAGGCCAGCUGAGAAACCAGUUGAGCGUCCAAAGCUGAACUUGAAGCCCCGCUCCCAGCCUCGUGAACAAUCUGAAGGGAAUGCAGUGAGAGAACGGAAUUCGUUGUUUGGUGGUGCUCGGCCUCGUGAGUUGGUUCUCAAGGAAAGGGGCGUAGAUGACAUUGAAAUCAACAAGAUUGACCACCCCAGUCCUUCACCUAAGAGGGUUAAUUCUCUUAAGAUUGAAGUUAAGUCGGAGCACUCGGGUCCUGCUGCUCGACAGGGUCCCACGAAGAGUGAGGUUCGCACUCCAACCAACAGGGGCAGGACUGGAGGAAGGGAGUUUGAAAGGAAGGAUCAUCAAAAGGCAGACCACAACGAGAAGCCGGAACAAGAAAGGAAGAGCUGGCGGAACGACAAGUGGAAGGGCAGCAACAAAGAGGUGGUUGUUAACCAUAAUAAUAAAGAACAGCAACGCCCCGAACCUGAAACAUGGCGCAAGCCGAUCGAAGAACGAAAUUCCAGCACCUCAUCAGAAGGCGCCGGUCAUGGCAAGUUGGUCUCGGCUUUAGAGCUCGCACAAGCUUUCUCCAAGUCAGUCUCGGUCUCGAAGAACAACAGCGAACCACCGCGUUCACCACAUCGAGGAGGACCGGUCAGGCAGAACAACGACAAGAACGGUAGUCAGGUACUUUUUUCUCGAUUGACAGAGACUCGUAGUGAACUCUACCCUGCACCAUCCACGGCUAGGCACCGGGUGAAUGGUUACUAGACAUGAGUGCUUGAGAUCAUAUUGUUGUGUGGAAGCGGGGGGGUUGGGGGGAUUUAAUUUUAGUUAUUUUUUCUUUCUCGUCGUCAUGGUUGGUUGCUAUGCUGUCAUAUUCUUAUGUGGCUCGAGAGCAGCAGAAGGCAUCAAUCAUUCUCAGGAAGCAGAAGUUCAGAGAGGCUGUAAUGUAAUAGUGGGUUCUCUCUCUCGACUCCAUUUGAUUGUUGAAGAGCGAUUUCAGUCUCUCAGUAAUCUCGAUUAUCAGCAUGAUUGAACUGUUGCAUGGCCAUUGCAGUUAGAGUUUACUUCCUCUAUUCUUGUAUUUUGCUACCUGCACAGCUUGAGCAGGUAGAAGCUUUUCGCUUUUCCUUAACGUUGUUGGUCCCCCCGGUAGUAAAUAUGUUGGAACUCUCAAUGGUUUUUCAUGUCUCGGGGUGCAUAACUCUAUAGUCAAUAAUCAUGCACAAUCUAAUAAAAAUUCGUCACAUUA
Molecule: messenger RNA, 2511 nt
Organism: Linum trigynum
Lineage: Eukaryota; Viridiplantae; Streptophyta; Magnoliopsida; Malpighiales; Linaceae
Source: the annotation of a GenBank genome assembly